GUCCCUAUAAAAAGCGCCGAGUGAGAGACGUCGGUACCAUUAGUGCAGUACGUUGCGCUUGUAUUCAUACGGUCAAUAACACUCCUAGAACCAUGGGGUACAAGAUUUUAUAUCUGUUGGUCUUGGCAUUUGCCGUGAUCUAUGUCCAGGCUGAGCAAAAAAGAGCCGAAAGACAUGUCUCAGUCAUGGGCGGUCAAGCUAUGAAUAUGAUGGACGGAAUGAUGGAAGGUUCCAUGAGCAACAUAAUGGGAUGUAUAAUGGAAACGAAAAUCGUAAAAUUCCUUAAAGGUUCUUGUACUGCCUUAUCCAAGGUUAUGUGCAAAUAUGUGCCCCACGAAAUGAUAGAGAGAAUUAUAGAGUCUGUUGGAUGCUUGAUAAGAGCCAAAUUGCAAUUGUUGAAAUGUAUGCUCAAAUUGAUGUGCAACUCAGUGAUUAUGAUGUUGUGUCUCAUGGGAAAAUUACCUGGUGCACUUUCAAUGAUGAAACAAUCUCUAUCAGGUUGUGGUUUAUCAUCUGAAAUGGUACGCGUAAUAACAUAUAUGGUAGAUUGUAUGGGAAGUAUGGGAGGUGGUUAUGGAGGUGGUUAUGGAGGUGGCCAUGGAGGUGGCCACGGAGGUAGCAUAGGAGGUGGUUAUGGAGGUGGCCAUGGAGGUAGCAUAGGAGAUGGUUAUGGAGGUGGUCAUGGAGGCAGUUAUGGAGGUGGUUAUGGAGGCCAUCAUGGAGCCGGUCAUGGAGGUGGUUAUGGAGGUGGUUACGGAGGUGGUUACGGAGGUGGUUAUGGAGGUGGUCAUGGAAUUGGUCAUGGAGGUGGUUAUGAAGGUGGUAGUAUAAGAAAUGGCCAUGGAUGUGGUACUAAAGGUGGUCAUGGAGGUAGUAUGGGAGGUGCUAGUACAGGAGGUGGUUAUGGAGGUGGUCAUGGUGGUAUGGGAGGUGGUUACGCAGAUGGUAUAGGAGGCGGUGGUGGUGAAGGAGUUGGAAUUGGAGGUGCAGGAGGUGCCGGUGGCGUAGGAGGUGAAGGAGGUGAGGCAAGUGCUGUAGUAGGUGCUGCUGGAGGUUCUGCAGGAGGUGCAGGCGGUACAGGCUUUGGUAUAGGAUCCGUAGGAAUGGGAUAGAUCCAAGCCCUACAAUUUUUCACACUCGGCGAAUUAUAUAAACAAAAA
Molecule: messenger RNA, 1160 nt
Organism: Vollenhovia emeryi
Lineage: Eukaryota; Metazoa; Arthropoda; Insecta; Hymenoptera; Formicidae
Product: glycine-rich protein DOT1-like
Exons: 2
Coding region: 93-1112 (339 amino acids)
Source: RefSeq, a predicted model, not a curated record